Messenger RNA from Musa acuminata subsp. malaccensis (wild Malaysian banana), 1307 nucleotides. Its product is annotated as protein RGF1 INDUCIBLE TRANSCRIPTION FACTOR 1. Lineage: Eukaryota; Viridiplantae; Streptophyta; Magnoliopsida; Zingiberales; Musaceae. The record is from RefSeq and is a predicted model, not a curated record.
CCUCCCACUAUACCCCCUUUCUCUCUCUCUCUUUCUCAAGUCUACAAAGACGACUUUUCUACCUGUCUCGGUUCCCUGCAGAGACCUCUGCUCCCUCGUCUCCUCUCUUGCCAUAAGCUAUUUGAUUCCCACACCAAGAAUUAGCAGACGGGAAAGGGGGGGGGGGUUUUCCGAUGAUCCAGGUGGCGAUCGAUCGAGAAUCUCCGUUCAAAGAGCUUGACAGCAAGAACAGAGGAAUCAUGGGAGCGGGAGGGAAGGAGGAGGAGGAGGAGCAGUGGCCGCCGUGGCUGCGCCCGCUGCUGUCGACGAGCUUCUUCGUGCAAUGCAAGCGGCACGCUGACGCCCACAAGAGCGAGUGCAAUAUGUACUGUCUCGACUGCAUGAACGGCGCCCUCUGCUCCCUCUGCCUCGCGCGUCACAGCGACCAUCGCUCCAUCCAGAUACGACGGUCGUCCUACCACGACGUGAUCCGAGUCUCGGAGAUCCAGAAGGUGUUGGACAUCACCGGCGUGCAGACCUACAUUAUCAACAGCGCCCGCGUCGUCUUCCUCAACGAGCGCCCCCAGCAGAGGCCCGGCAAGGGCGUCACCAACAUCUGCGAGGUCUGCGAGCGGAGCCUCGUGGACUCCUUCCGCUUCUGCUCCCUCGGCUGCAAGAUUGCGGGCGCCGCCUCUGACUACAACAGGAAGAAAAAGAACCAUCCCCAGAAGAAGAAGAACAAGAAGAAGACGAAGCAGCCAACCGCGGCUUCCGACUCAGACGCCUCCGACACCAGCACCAGCCGCGGCAGCGUGAAGAGCAACGCCACACAGAGCUUCACCCCAUCGACGCCGCCGCCGACCGCCGCCAGCUUCCGCAGCGCCAAGAGAAGGAAGGGCAUCCCCCACCGAGCCCCCUUCGGAAGCAUAAUGCUGGAAUUCUAAGCCACCGAGCCACCUCGCAUCACUAUUACCGAGGCUUCGUACCAUGUAUUAAACAACAGUAGUAUGUACUCCGCAGAAGCUUCCAUCAAUCUCUUCUCCACAGCAAGCGCCAGAACACCAUCCGCGGCACUCAGUGCUUCUUCAUGUGGAGGCCGGUGCCGGUAAACACACGAGCAAUCGGAGCAGAGCUGAUGGAGAAGACCUGUGAUCUGAAUAAGCUUUGAAGGUAUAGUUGUAGUGUUUGUUGAGAUUUUGUGAUAGAAAGGUUUGUAGACUCUGUAGUAACUGUGAAUAUGUAAAGCUUGGUGAAUCCACAAGGAGAGAUGCAUGCCUGCAAACCACAGGAACCUGUGGGAAUAAAAGAAUUCAUCUCGCUUGUUCCUA